GCUUGAACUGGUGGCAUCCCGCACACCCGCUCAAGCUGCCCCGCCUCGACUUCCUUCCGUCACUCGUCUGCCCUGAUCGUCAUAUUUCGCUCGGUUUCUUUAUUCAAACAGAACGAAGCUCUCCUUUGUUGCCUGGGCCGUUUGUUUGCCUGCUUCAAUUGAACCUUAGCUGGAGCUAUUAGUAUACCGAACUUCCGACUUGCACACUUACUUGGCCCCCCAAGGAUCCCAACGAAGCUUGAAUCAAUCUUUCCACCAUCAAUCACUCUUGUUGCCUUGUUGUUUCUACACCUUUUCAAAGAUGAGCUUCGAGCGUCCCCUCCGUGGUGGCUGCCAAUGCGGCCGCAAUCGUUACAUCAUCCAGUUUCCGCAAACCACUACACAGGCGGCGCAAGUCAUCUUCAACCCACCGCCUUCUCAAUAUAUCUCCCAUGCCUCACCAUUGGCUGCUUUCCUGCGGGUACCUUUGCCAUGGUACCAUAGCUCGACGCUCUCGUUUUCUCCCGACGAAAGGACGUCGAUGAUCCAUCGCGCCUACACUUCGCCCUUUGAACAGCAUUCUAUGCGCCACUUUUGCGGUUAUUGCGGCACCCCCUUGUCUUACUGGUCCGAGGAACCUCGUAGCGAAGCUGAUUUUAUCCAGCUAUCGUUGGGCAGCCUGCAUCCAGAAGAUCUAGCGGACCUGGAAGACUUGGGUAUGUUGCCGGAUUCCGAAAGCGAGAAUGAACCUGAAACGAAGAAGCAAGAAGGAAAGGGAGAAGUAACGUAUAUCGGCCGACAGACUGUGGGAGGCCUACCCUGGCUGGACAGCUUGCUUGAGGGCAGCCGACUCGGUACUCUUCGCGCGGCCAAAGGUCGCAGCCAGAAUACGAGUGGUACAGUUCAAGUCGAAUGGGAAGUUAUGGAAUGGACCGAGGGUGAAAGCGGCUCCCCGAGCGGCUCCCCGAGAAACAGCAAGCGGAAGCUUGGUGACCGAGACGACGUAGCCCGGGCGUUACCAUGAAGGACAUUAGGCAAUGAGCCUGCAGUGGGAUUCCGUUUCCUGCCAUGGUUCAUCUAGACGCCCAAGCGCCUCCUCGGACUGUAGAAGGGCAUUAGAACGCUUGGGUUGGCGGCAAUUCUUUUCGGCGUUUCAGAAUCAUAAGAGGGUCGUUGAGGGACAGGCAUCGUGAAGGCGUUUGGCAGGAUUGGAAAGAUUGGCAACAGUGGCUUGGAUUCGUGUUGUUGGGUCGCAUGUUUCCUACUCGGCGAUGCACCAAACCCUUGGACCUCCGACAUACUUCUAACAUUCAGCAUCUAUACAAUGACCAAGUGUAGCAGUACGAUAGUUCAACCCUAGAGGAUAGCUUAUCGCAAUCGUUUUCGAAUGAUUCCGGGACGUGUCUACACCUAGCAACGAAGUCUUAAGGUCGUGAAAUACCCA
Messenger RNA from Neurospora crassa OR74A, 1423 nucleotides. RefSeq lists its product as hypothetical. NCBI's taxonomy places the organism in Eukaryota, Fungi, Ascomycota, Sordariomycetes, Sordariales, Sordariaceae. The record is from RefSeq and is a predicted model, not a curated record. The transcript is spliced from 2 exons. Bases 302 to 1003 code for a protein of 233 amino acids.